GGGGGGGGAAAUUGAUGUAAGGCAUAUUAUUCAGCUUAUAUUCAAGGUUGCAAUCCCUAAUCCCCAAAUCCAUAAUUUAGCGGAUAACGGUUAACGGUAAUCCUCCACCACUAUCUCAAUGAAUCUACCGCCUCUUUACUCUCGACUGAAAUGAAUACAGCUUUCAAGCACUCCCCACAUCUACCGCAAUGCAGUCGCACUCCCUUUCUUGCACAUCCCUUUGUUGGUCAUACUCCAUUUCCACACCACCUACUACCCAUUUGACAAAAUUCUUCAAAGAACUUAGCGUUCAUCACGGCCCACCACUUCUUACUAUCCAGUCCUCGAAAUUGAGUUCUGACUUGGUACCAGUGGGCAUCCAGAGGCAACCAAAGAAGGAAUUAUCCCGGAUUCUCAGAACUGAUGCUGCUAUAGAGGCCAUAGAACGGAAAGCCAACUCGAAGAAGUAUAAUAAGCUUUGGCCUAGGGCUGUUUUGGAGGCUCUUGAUGACGCUAUUAAGGAGAACCGUUGGGAAUCUGCUCUUAAGAUUUUUGAGCUUCUCCGCAACCAGCACUGGUAUGAGCCAAGAUGCCGAACAUACACAAAGUUAUUGAUGAUGCUUGGAAAGUGCAGGCAACCUGAUGAGGCAAGCUUGCUUUUUGAGAUCAUGCAGUCUGAAGGCCUCCAACCCACUGUUGAUGCUUACACUGCUCUUGUAAGUGCUUAUGGAGAAAGUGGUCAGCUUGACAAGGCAUUUUCUAUUGUUGAUGAUAUGAAAUCCAUCUCUAACUGCAAGCCAGAUGUAUAUACAUAUUCUGCCCUUUUAAAUUUUUGCAGUAAACUCCACCGUUUUGAUCUGAUUGGAAGAAUUCUUGCCGAGAUGUCAUAUCUAGGAGUAGAAUGCAGCACUGUAACAUUUAACACUAUUAUCAAUGGAUAUGGUAAGGCUAAAAUGUUUGAAGAAAUGGAGAAUUCAUUGAUGGAUAUGAUUGAAAGCGACAGCUCCAGUCCAGAUAUUUUCACAUUUAAUUCUGUUAUUGGAGCCUAUGGGAAUAGUGGACAAAUAGAAAAGAUGGAGAAAUGGUAUAAUGAAUUUCAGUUAAUGGGAUUAAGCCCAGACGUAAAGACAUUUAAUAUCCUGAUAAGAUCAUACGGGAAAGCAGGCUUGUAUGAGAAGAUAAAGGCUGUUAUGAAAUUUAUGCAGAAAAGGUUCUUCUCUCCAACCGUUGUUACUUAUAACAUUAUUAUUGAGACAUUUGGAAGAGCUGGAGAUAUUGAGAAGAUGGAUGAAUACUUCAAAACAAUGAAGCAUCAAGGAAUGAAGCCUAAUGCUGUUACAUACUGUUCUCUUGUCAAUGCUUACAGCAAAGCUGGGCUUAUAAUGAAAGUUGAUUCAAUUUUGAGGCAAGUAGAGAACUCUGAUGUAGUAAUAGAUACUCCAUUCUUUAAUUGCAUCAUCAAUGCCUAUGGUCGGGCUGGUGAUAUUGAGAAGAUGGUUCAAUUAUUUCUGGCAAUGAAGGAAAGAGAAUGCAAGCCUGAUAGUAUCACUUUUGCAACCAUGAUCCAAGCAUAUAAUAGCCAUGGAAUGACUGAAGCUGCUCAAGAUUUGGAAAAGAAGAUUAUCAAGAUAAAGGAAAAUUCAGGUACAAGGAUGAUCGAAGCCUAGUACUUGGUUGUUAUGGAAAUAAUGGGAAAACAUCCUUCAGAAAUAGUCAAUUCAAAUUAAUGAGGGUGAGAUUGCUUCCUCAAUCAGCCUAUGGUUGACAAACAUGAUUCUUUUCACUGAGGAGUCAAUAGGCCGUUUGUUUCCAUGAUACUUCCAACGUUGGCUGAUCCAAUCUGCAUCUUUCAGUUCUGAGAAGCUGUAUCAAGUUCAUGUCUUUCAUAUGCUGAAAAGUUUUCAGAAUUCAAGCACUAGGAAGCUCACAAAGUCAGCCUGGUGAUAUAUGAGGGAAGUUUUCAUAUACUAGUAACACUACUAUGUGCUGCUAUGUACAAGCAAUGAAUGGAAAACUCUUUUGGUGUUAUCCAACUGGUACUUGUGUGAAAUGCGCGAAGUUCAACAUCUCUGGUAACCAGGUUUUGAUGUUUCCACCAUGAGUCACCUGGCUUCCGUCGACAAUAGGUAAUUAGGUACCUCUACUCAUUUUGUACAAAGAAUGCAAAAUAUGAGAGAAGUAUAGGCAAAAGAUGGGAUCUCAAUGCAGAAUGCAAUUACUAUAUUGAAUAUUAUUUCCCUUUCAGCAAAUAUGUGCAUAUCAUAUACUCUUGAAGAUUUCUGAGGCAGAAUAAAUUGUCUGGUUAAGAUUUGUUAGUUUGUCGAUGGAUGCUUGAUUGGCUCAAGUUCAUAUUUGAUGUAUCUUAAUAAUAUUAGUUGUGUUCAUUUCUUUCAUCAA
Messenger RNA from Manihot esculenta (cassava), 2376 nucleotides. RefSeq names its product pentatricopeptide repeat-containing protein At3g53170. The record is from RefSeq and is a predicted model, not a curated record. Bases 189 to 1646 code for a protein of 485 amino acids. NCBI's taxonomy places the organism in Eukaryota, Viridiplantae, Streptophyta, Magnoliopsida, Malpighiales, Euphorbiaceae. The transcript is spliced from 4 exons. Gene Ontology annotation, molecular function: protein binding; mRNA binding.